Molecule: messenger RNA, 633 nt
Organism: Prunus armeniaca (apricot)
Lineage: Eukaryota; Viridiplantae; Streptophyta; Magnoliopsida; Rosales; Rosaceae
Source: the annotation of a GenBank genome assembly
AUGCAAAGGAAAGGCCAGUCAACCGCUAUGCACAUCACGAAUAUCACUUUGGGUUCAGUCCACUCACGAACGAGUAUAAGGUUCUCCAGGUGCUUUCCUGGAGAUAAAUGGGAUCUUGUCUUCAACACGUUCACACUAGGUAGGGAUUCUUGGUGGAGGCCAUUGCAGGUAGACCAUGGCGAUCUUCCUUUUGAUGCUCUAGCUUAUGCCUCUGACUCAUAUGGAAAGAGUACUGCCAAGGAGACAUUCAAAGCGCUGCCACUACCUGAAGAUUAUGAUCAAGUGUUUGCUAAUUAUUACGCUGAUCAAGAUUAUGAAAACUAUUCUAGUGAUAAUGCCAAUGAUUAUUGCUGUCCAACUAUGGUUAAGGUGGGAGGAUGCGUAGGUGUGUUUGCUGACAUGUCAUGGAAACAUGACAAGAUCUUGUUAUGGAUUUUGAAGGACUAUCAAAACAUUGUGUGGGUUAAGGAGACCAUUAGCUUGGCGUCAGAGAGAGAGGACCUUGGUUAUCAGCGCUACAUUGAAGCUUUGGGUACAAUCCACACAGGAGAGUUUGCCCUCGUGCACUAUUUUCUUGGAUUUUCACCAGGAUAUAUGACGAUGGUCCACCCGAAUUGCGUCUUUAUGAUAUGA